This is a messenger RNA of Rubroshorea leprosula, 1740 nucleotides long. The record is from the annotation of a GenBank genome assembly. Lineage: Eukaryota; Viridiplantae; Streptophyta; Magnoliopsida; Malvales; Dipterocarpaceae.
AGACAACAACUUCUCUCUGCCUAAUACCUAUCCCAAUUUACCUAGCCCAGCCAUGCCUUCCACUGGCCCAACUUGCCCCAGCCCACCCUUUCCUGGCCCAACUUCACACCACACUACCACACCCACCAGCCCCAUAACUAUCGCACCCACCAGCCUCCUGCCGAUCUCUGCCUCCAUCGUUCCUAGCUCUGUGUCACCUCCAGCCGUCUUCUUGUCCCCAUUUCUGCCAAAUCUGCAUUCCCCAUCACCAUCCUGCGGUGCUGCGCCUCCUGCUUCCGCCGGAUCUGGGUCUGGGCCUGAUAUUUCUCUCUCCGCUGCUUCGAUUGGUGAUUGCACUAGUUUUGCUGAUUGCUCUGUUUUCGCUCCUGCUUCUGCCUCGUCUUCUUCAAUUACCUCUUUUUCCUCGGCUAAUGUUCCUCAGCGCACUUAUAGUAUGGUGACUCGUUCACAGGCCAAUGUUAGGAAACCAAAGAUCUUACCAUCUCUGCUUCAUACAUCUAUUGAUUUGCAGGAACCCAGGACUUUUAAGCAAGCUUGUAAUCUUUCAGAGUGGCAACAGGCUAUGCAGGAGGAAUUUCUGGCUCUACAGCGCAAUCAAACUUGGGUUUUAGUCUCUCCUCCAUCCAGUGCUAACAUUGUGGGAUCCAAAUGGCCUGGGAUUGAUUAUGAUGAGACUUUUAGUCCGGUGGUCAAGCCUAUUACCAUCCGAACAGUUCUUACUCUUGCUCUUUCCAAGUCUUGGCCAAUUCAUCAACUUGAUGUCAAGAAUGCCUUUCUCAAUGGGUAUUUAUCUGAGCCUGUUUAUAUGUCUCAACCACCUGGAUUUGUCGAUCCGCAGUAUCCAGAUCGUGCCUAUUCUGAUUGCUCUAUGUUUUUAUAUCGCUCAAAUGCCUCUUUUAACCCUGAUGGUCUUUUUCUCUGUCAAACUAAGUAUAUAUUUGAUUUGUUGGCUCGCACUGGAAUGUUUGAUUGUAAUGCUGCUGCUACUCCUCUGUCACCAAGGCAAAAAUUGGCUGCUUCUGAUAGUCCUCCUUAUUUGGAUUCCACUAAGUAUCGUAGUAUAGUGGGUGCCUUACAAUACCUGACAUUUACUCGUCCUGAUAUUGCUUUUGCGGUUCAUCAAGUUUGCCAGUAUAUGCAUGCUCCGACUCAAAAUCAUUUUCAGAACACUGUUGCUCGAUCUAGUGCUGAGGCUGAGUAUUGUGCUAUGGCUAAUGCCGUUGCUGAGGUUGUUUGGGUUCAACAAUUAUUGGCUGAGUUACACGUAUUUCUUUCUUCUGCUCCUAUUGUUCUUUGUGAUAAUAUCAACGCUCUCUAUUUGGCUCUCAAUCCUAUACAGCAUCAGCGAACAAAACACAUAGAGAUUGAUAUUCAUUUUGUUCAGGAACGGGUUGCUUCUCGUGCCAUUCUUUUGCAGCAUGUCCCCUCUUCUUUACAAUGUGCUGAUAUUCUUACUAAGGCUUUAUCAUCCACUGCCUUCUGCUCUCAACGAUCCAAUUUGUGCAUGCUUCAUCAGCCCGCUCAAAUUGCGGGCAGAUGACAGUAUAAUAUUUGAGGGUAUUUAUGUAAUUUAUGUAGUGUAGUGCUGUAUAUACAUAUAAAUAUGUAACCCUAAUUCUGUAUUGUGAAUGAGAAGCAUUAUUCACGGUUUCACCUAUUUUCAAAAAAAUGGCAAGGGUGUAAGCUUUGUUUUCAUUUAACAUCUUGUUUAUAAUUCGAUAAUAAAAGUGAUUUACUGCA